CUCUUCUAAUAUUCUCGUUCGCCUUUUUGGGAAACUUACCGGUACUCAUCAAACCGUCGACGCUUCAUCUCUCACCACCACUUCUUUAUCUCUCUCUCUUUGACUUUGGCUCUCGCUACCUUACUGUGCUCAUGAACGGGUAACCUUAUCCGCCGUGCGGCUCUCUACGAUCUCAAACGGUUCGGUUGAUAACAUUAAGGCUUGUUCGUUGAUUGCUCCUUGUUUGUAGAACUUUCACCAUCUCUGAUCUCGAUUUUUUUUUAAAAAAUUCAUCGAACGGUUGAUGGACACCAUCGCUGGAUUCUCCGAUUCGUAUGAAAUCAGCAACCAAAGCAGCACUAUCUUAUCCGCCGCGCCGGAACCAACGGAUAACACCGAAUCAUCCGUUGUUCGUCCACCAGAGCUUUCUCCGGUGGAUGUAUCGGCGCUUCAACUGCUCUCCAACAACCUCGAGUCCUUGUUCGACUCGCCGGAAUCGUUCUACGGCGACGCCAAGCUGAUUCUCGCCGAUGAACGAGAAGUAUCCUUCCACCGUUUCAUCGUCGCAGCGAGAAGCCCCUUGUUCAAAAACGCGUUAGCAGCCGCCGCCGAGAAGGAUCCGCAGAAAUCCACCGCCGGUACGAAGCUCGAGCUGAAGAACAUGGCGACGGAUUACGAAGUCGGAUUCGAUUCGGUGGCGGCUGUUAUGGCGUACAUGUACAGCGGCAGAGUGAGGCCGCCGCCGAAGGGAGUUUCUGAUUGCGCAGACGAGGAUUGCCGCCACGUGUCAUGCCGUCCGGCGGUGGAUUUCAAGGUGGAGGUUCUCUACUUGGCUUUCCUCUUCCAGAUUCCCGAGUUGGUUACAAUGUAUCAGAGGCAUUUACUGGAUGUUGUAGACAAAGUUAUCAUAGAGGAUGCUUUGGUUAUACUCAAGCUUGCCAACAUCUGUGGCCAAGCAUGCAAGAAGCUGUUUGAUAAAUGCACAGAGAUCAUCGUAAAGUCUAAUGUUGAUAUAGUCACUCUUAACAAGUCAUUGCCGCAGCAGAUUGCGAAACAAGUAAUUGAUAUCCGUAAAGAGCUUGGCUUGGAGGUACCUGAACCGGACAAGCACGUCUCGAAUAUUCACAAGGCGCUUGAGUGCGAGGAUCUUGCGCUUGUCGACUUGCUUUUGAAAGAAGGCUACACGAAUCUAGACGAAGCUUAUGCUCUCCAUUUUGCUGUUGCGUACUGCGCUGUCGAGACUGCUACUGAACUCCUGAAACGUGAGCUUGCGGAUGUUAACCGUAGGAAUCCGAGGGGAUACACGGUGCUUCACGUUGCUGCGAUGCGGAAGGAGCCGAGUUUGAUAGCGUUUCUGUUGACGAAAGGUGCAAAUGCGUCGGAUAUGGCUUUGGAUGGUAGAACUGCUCUCUUGAUUGCAAAGCAAGUCACUAAGGCGGGUGAGUAUAAUUGUAUAACGGAGGAAGGCAAGGAUUCUCCCAAAGGCCGACUAUGCGUAGAGAUACUAGAGCAACCAGAGAAUCUAGGUCCGUUUCCUGAAGACGCUUCUUCUGCCUGUCUUGCCCUGUCUCCUGAUGCUGAACUGAAGAUAAGGUUGAUUGAUUUUGAAAACAGAGUCCAAAUGGCUCGAUGUCUCUUUCCAACGGAAGCACAACUUGCAAUGGAACUCGCCCCGAUGAAGGGAACAAGCGAGUUUACCGUGGAUAGCCAAGAGCUUGACGGCACUGGUGCAAAGAGGUCAGCACCAGACCAAUACAUGGUACCUUUCGUAUUCGAAGAAAAGCAUCGGAAUAGACUAGAAGCGCUUUCAAAAACUGUGGAAUUCGGGAGACGCUUCUUCCCACGCUGUUCGACAUUGCUCGAUAAGAUUGCCGACUGUGAGACCUUGAGUAUACUUGCUUUCGUAGAGAAAGACACUCCUGAGAACCGAGUAGAGAAGAGGCAAAAGUACAUGGAAAUUCAGGAGAGUCUGCUAAUGGCCUUUAGUAAAGACAGUGAAGAAUUUGGAAAGUCGUCUCGGUCAGGUUCCUCUUCUUCCACAUCGAAAUCAACAAAGAGGUCUAAUGGUAAACCCUCUCACCGACGUCGUCCGUGAGACUGUUUGUUGGGAGUUACCAAGAAUCAAAGUGCGAAAAGAUGAAGAAUGGUUCAUCUACUGGUUAUCCUCUAUCAAGAACGAAAAACAUAUGCAGUUUCCCUUGCUAUCACUGCAGCUGAAGGUCUACAAGAAUCCAAAAUCUUGGAAGAAAUGUUCAAAGCUCCAUGUAUACAAAAUUUGGUGAAGGAUCAAGUAAAGUGGUUCUUUGGCAUCAUCCUCUGGUGCCUGCAGCCAUCACCAUCUCAAGAAGGUUCACGAGUUUCUCCCAGAACCUCUACUUCAAUUCUUACCAAUCCUUGGAAGGUCUUUGCUCUCUCAAUAAAGUGUUGCUUCUCUAACCAUUUAACCCUCUUGAAAUACAAUGAUUGGUUUUGGAAAAUUCAAAACCUCGGUUACAUUUGCAAUAGCAAUUUGGUCAGAAGACAAGAGUUAGUGAUUCAGCAACCUUGGUCUCUCUUCCCUUUUCGGAACAAUACAGCCAGAAAUAGCUUUGUCUCUUCCAUAUUUUGCAGGUUGGCAUCCAUGACAAGGUUCUUAGCCCUUUUGGCUACUGGCUAUGGAAUGUUCCUCUACCGAAACAGAUAUUAGACUAAACGGCAUAGUGUUUAACUGCGCUUUGUGAAACUGGCACGCAUUCUAGAGCUUCUAGCUGAGGAAAAG
This is a messenger RNA of Brassica oleracea var. oleracea, 2737 nucleotides long. Its product is annotated as regulatory protein NPR1-like. Bases 284 to 2074 code for a protein of 596 amino acids. Lineage: Eukaryota; Viridiplantae; Streptophyta; Magnoliopsida; Brassicales; Brassicaceae. The record is from RefSeq and is a predicted model, not a curated record. Gene Ontology annotation, cellular component: cytoplasm; nucleus. Gene Ontology annotation, biological process: regulation of salicylic acid mediated signaling pathway; regulation of jasmonic acid mediated signaling pathway; defense response to fungus. Gene Ontology annotation, molecular function: protein binding. The transcript has 5 exons.